UUUGGAAAAGAGGGGAACGUACCAAAUAUUAUAAUUGCUGGUCCCCCAGGAACAGGUAAAACUACCAGUAUCCUCUGCUUGGCUCGUGCUCUGCUUGGUCCUGCAUUAAAGGAUGCUGUUUUGGAGCUGAAUGCCUCAAAUGACAGAGGCAUUGAUGUUGUCAGAAACAAAAUCAAAAUGUUUGCCCAGCAAAAGGUCACACUUCCAAAAGGUCGACAUAAAAUAAUCAUUCUGGAUGAAGCAGACAGCAUGACAGAUGGAGCACAGCAAGCACUGAGAAGAACAAUGGAAAUUUAUUCCAAAACAACGCGCUUCGCACUCGCCUGCAAUGCCUCUGACAAAAUAAUAGAACCUAUUCAGUCCCGCUGUGCAGUGCUGCGUUACACCAAGCUGACAGAUUCACAAAUCCUUGCAAGGCUUCUGAAGAUUGUAGAGAAGGAGGAUGUACCUUAUACAGAUGAUGGACUAGAAGCCAUUAUCUUCACAGCCCAAGGAGAUAUGAGACAGGCAUUAAACAACUUACAGUCCACGUAUUCUGGAUUUGGCUUUAUAAACAGUGAAAAUGUCUUUAAGGUAUGUGACGAGCCUCAUCCUCUGCUUGUGAAAGAAAUGAUACAACACUGCAUAAAUGCAAAUAUUGAUGAAGCAUACAAGAUUCUUGCCCACCUGUGGCGACUUGGUUACUCUCCAGAAGAUGUGAUUGGCAACAUCUUCCGUGUGUGUAAAACCUUUCAAAUGCCAGAAUAUCUGAAACUGGAAUUUAUUAAGGAAAUCGGAUACACUCAUAUGAAGAUCGCAGAAGGUGUGAACUCACUUUUGCAAAUGGCUGGACUGCUGGCCAGGCUGUGUCAGAAGACCGCAGCCCCUGCAGCAAGUUAGAUGUUUGACCGAGCAGGAGCCUGUGUUCUGGAAGGUGAAGGCCUGGCGUGCGAGGUCAGCGGCUCUGUGCAUGUCCUGGAUGUGGCAGAUAAAGAGCCUGUUCCCUUGGUUUUGCUCAGUUGCAGAAAAAUAACCAGGUUCUAUUGUAAAAAUCUUUUGUAUUUUUUUUAUUUAGACCAAUAAAGGUUUAAAAUGUACUUUAAC
Molecule: messenger RNA, 1083 nt
Organism: Antrostomus carolinensis (chuck-will's-widow)
Lineage: Eukaryota; Metazoa; Chordata; Aves; Caprimulgiformes; Caprimulgidae
Gene: RFC2
Product: replication factor C subunit 2
Exons: 9
Biological process (GO): DNA repair; DNA-templated DNA replication
Cellular component (GO): nucleus; DNA replication factor C complex
Molecular function (GO): ATP binding; ATP hydrolysis activity; DNA clamp loader activity
Source: RefSeq, a predicted model, not a curated record